AUGCCCUCACCUGACUCCAUUAGUCCGUCUCGAACGUCGCCAAAAUCUAAGAAUGUUGUUCGUCUUCAGGAUAUUGACAGCUACGAAACGUCCAAUCUGUCUCCUUCCGAAAAACCUGCCAGUUCCCCAGAGAGCAAGUUGAACCCCAACCGUAAAGUAGGUCUCAUUUCUGGUAGCAAAAUGCCCUCACCUGCCUCCGUUAGUCAGUCUCAAACGUCGUCAGCUUCUAAGGGUAUUGACAGCUCCGAGAAGCCUAACUCGUCUCCUUCUGCCGUAACACCUCAGAGGUCCACAGAAAGCAAACUGAACGACAAUCGGCAGACAGCUCUAGCUUCUGCUGGCCAAGUGCCCUCAGCUGGAUCCAUCAGUCAGUCUCAGACAUCUUUAGUUCCUAAGAAUGCUGCUACUCUCCAGGAUAUUGACAGCUCCGAAACAUCCAUCUCGUCUCCUUCUGCCGAAAAAGCUGACUGUUCCCCAGAGAGCAUGUCGAACACCAACUAUAUGGUAGGUCUCGCUUCUGGUAGCAAAGUGCCCCCAACUGGCUCCAUUAGUCCAUCUGAAACAUCUGCAGCUCCUAAGAAUGCUGCUAGUCUUCAGGAUAUUGACAGCUCCGAGCCGUCUAAACCGUUUCCUUCCACCGAAAGACCUUGCAGUUCCUCGGAAAGCAUGUUGGAUAACAGUUCGGAGAAUCUCUCUUCUGCUGGUAAAAUGCCCUCACCUGAUUCUUUUACUCCUUCUGAAAGAUCUCCAUCCCUUACUAAUGCAAAAAAAGAAUUUGAAACAUCUGGCGUAUCCGAUUCUGCUCAAAAGCCCAACGAUGACUUACUGGGCAGCAACACAUUCCAGAAUUCUCCUGUAAGUAACUUGCGAGACACUUCUUCUGUUAACCCUCAAGAAAGCGUUUCUAAACGUCUAGGCAAUAUUGCCCGUGUAGAUACCUCUGCUACUUUUCAACCUACCAACAAGCCCAAAGCUGAUUCGCCUGACAGCAGCUCAUUAGGGGAUCUUGCUGACAGCAACUUUCCAUCGAGUCACUCCGCUGACUCGCAAGACGACCUCUCCCCUGCCAGUGAUCCUCGCUAUCCCAUUAAUAGCCUUGUUCCUUCUGCAUCUGCCACUCCUGGUCUUGGUUUGUACCAUGCUGCCGGUUACUGGCUUUGUACCGGGCCGUUCUACAGUCAUCAAGCCAACAGUGACAGCGUGAGCCUUCCCGUUACAAUGACGUACCCACCACCUAGUUCUAACAAGGCCAUGUUUGGUCUUUCUACAAGCACCCCGCUUGCUGGUCGUUCUGCCGAUAGAUUUUCCCCCGACGACAUUGCUCACUCCAGCAAUGCUAUGGACAAUGCUGAUGGGGCAGUUCUCACAGACUGGCCAGCUAGCUUCACUCCGACUCUGCGACAGCUGUCAGUCGAUGAAUUAAGUAAGGUCGGGGCAGUCUUGACGGCUGAGGAUCCAGCAGCAGUUGCCCACGCUGCUGACACUCCAGCGUUCGCCGUUGUCGGUCCAUCGGCUGCACCGGUGGAGUUGUCUGCAGGCACCGCCUCGUCUUCUGCUCCACAGAGCCAGGCACCGAACACCGUCACCUUCGGUGGCGUUCCAGUUCGCGUGUUGGCGCCACCAGCUGCACCAUCAGCGACCCAGUAUCCACGGAUCAUCAACUUUGGUGGCGUUCCCGUGCCCGCCAACGUCCAAGAGGCAGCAGCUGCUCAUAACACCAUCAACUUCGGUGGCGUCCCUCUUCGUACACUAAGCCAUCCGGCAACUGUGCCACUGAGUGUGAUUUCAAACACCAUCAACUUCAGUGGUUGGCCCGUUCGUCCUGUGGUCAACAGCCUGCUGCACUAA
This is a messenger RNA of Schistocerca cancellata (South American locust), 1848 nucleotides long. RefSeq lists its product as uncharacterized. Bases 1 to 1848 code for a protein of 615 amino acids. Lineage: Eukaryota; Metazoa; Arthropoda; Insecta; Orthoptera; Acrididae. The transcript has 2 exons. The record is from RefSeq and is a predicted model, not a curated record.